Orycteropus afer afer is the source of this 705-nucleotide messenger RNA. The record is from RefSeq and is a predicted model, not a curated record. Lineage: Eukaryota; Metazoa; Chordata; Mammalia; Tubulidentata; Orycteropodidae.
AUGUCCCGGCUGCUGCCGCUGCUGAGGGGCCGGACCGCACGCAGCCUGAGGCCGGGUCCGGCCGCCGCCGCCGCGCGCCGCCCGCCUUUCUCGUGCUGCUGCGGACGCGGGCUGCUGGCGCUCGCGGCCCCGGGCGGCGCUCCCGCCGGCCCCCGGGGGUUGGGCACCCACCCCAAGAAGGAGCCCAUGGAGGCGCUGAAUACGGCGCAGGGCGCGCGCGAUUUCAUCUACAGCUUGCACUCCACCGAGAGGAGCUGCCUGCUUAAGGAACUGCACCGCUUCGAGUCCAUAGCCAUCGCCCAAGAAAAAUUGGAAGCUCCACCACCCACCCCAGGACAGCUGAGAUAUGUCACUUCAGCUUUAAUUUUUAGGAUUAAUUUCUUUGUAAUCAUUUUUCAGGGAACCCAAAUUGAGAUGUCUAUUGGAAUUAUUUUGGGAAUUUCAACUAUGGCAGCUGCUGCUUUGGGAAAUCUUGUAUCAGAUUUAGCUGGACUUGGACUUGCAGGCUAUGUUGAAGCUUUGGCUUCCCGGUUAGGCCUAUCAAUUCCUGAUCUCACACCAAAACAAGUUGACAUGUGGCAAACACGUGUGAGUGCACAUUUGGGCAAAGCUGUUGGGGUGGCUAUUGGCUGCAUAUUAGGAAUGUUCCCCUUGCUUUUCUUUGGAGGAGGUGAAGAAGAUGAAAAACUGGAAGAGGAAAAAUAA